AUGGAUUCAGACACCACUGGAGCGAUAGCGCCGCCGACACAACACCCAGAUUUCUGGUUCCACGACGGAUCCAUUAUUUUCUCUGUCCAAAACACCUUGUUCCGCGUCCACCAGACAGUCCUAUCUAACCACUCGGAAUGCUUUGCUGGUCUUUUUACAGUACCUCAGCCAUCAGGAGAGGCCGUCGUCGAUGGGUGUCACGUCGUACCGCUCUACGACGACAAAGUCGAAGAUGUCGUGGAUCUGUUAAAGGCAGUUUACCACCCAUCCCAUUUUGACAACCUCCCUCAAGAAGCAGAGCUCGACCCCCUGCUGGACUUUAUAUCAGGCAUCCUCCGCCUCAGCACCAAAUACCUCUUCCAUUCCCUCCGGCACCGCUGCAUCUCCCUCCUCUCAUCCAAAUUCCCCACCUCAUUCGCGGCGUACAAGAUGAAAGCCGCUCUCAGGGCUUACGAACCUAUCAAAUCCGACGCCAUCAUGCGCGUCAUCAACCUCGCUUACGAGAACCACGUCCUCCAACUUUUGCCCUACGCAUACUACUGCGUCGCGCGUAUGGGCGGCCGGAGGGUACUCACGCGCAAAGAAGGCGAUAUAGACUGGGAAACGAAGUCUAAGUGCCUCGUUGGCAGGGAUUGCCUCCGGUUGGCAGUGAUGAAGAUGACCCAUUCGUUCCUAUUCAAUUUUCGUCGUUCCCCGUGGUGUCGGUCUCGGCUGUGCGCGUAUGCAAGAGGCCCUUAUGCGGAGUGGCACGCGUUGGAAGCUGAAGACCCGUUGGACCCGCUUAGGCAGUAUACAAGGUGGCAUGAGCUUCAUGUCUGUCGGGAGUGUGUGGCGUACUGUCAGUUGCGGCAUUCGGUAGGUAGGCAGAAUAUGUGGAAUAAGUUGCCUAGUUUCUUUGGGAUGUCGACGUGGGCUGAGUUGAAGUCGAUCCAGGAUGCGUAGAUGU
Molecule: messenger RNA, 946 nt
Organism: Laccaria bicolor S238N-H82
Lineage: Eukaryota; Fungi; Basidiomycota; Agaricomycetes; Agaricales; Hydnangiaceae
Exons: 2
Coding region: 1-942 (313 amino acids)
Molecular function (GO): protein binding
Source: RefSeq, a predicted model, not a curated record